Lethenteron reissneri (Far Eastern brook lamprey) is the source of this 5375-nucleotide messenger RNA. It is a transcript of the gene ALDH16A1, whose product is annotated as aldehyde dehydrogenase 16 family member A1. NCBI's taxonomy places the organism in Eukaryota, Metazoa, Chordata, Hyperoartia, Petromyzontiformes, Petromyzontidae. Gene Ontology annotation, molecular function: oxidoreductase activity, acting on the aldehyde or oxo group of donors, NAD or NADP as acceptor. The record is from RefSeq and is a predicted model, not a curated record.
UCUGCAGCCCCCUUCCGUCAUGGCCGCUUGCGUGGAGACGCCGAAGCCGAUCGCCUCCCCCUCGACCUCGACCGUGGCCAGCGUCUUCGACUCCAUGGAGUACGGCCCGGCUCCAGAGGCGGCCAGCGUGGCGCAGGCAUGGCUGGAUUCGCACGGCCGAAGUCUGGGCCACUUUAUCGAUGGCAAGUGGGUGAAACCAGAGGGGCGUCCCACAUACACCUCUCGCAACCCUGCCACCGGCGAGGUGCUCGCGGACACCGUGCAGGGCACGGCGGAGGAUGUGGCGCUGGCGGUGGGAGCGGCGCGCCGAGCGUUCACGUCCUGGAGCGCCCUGCCCCCCCACGUCCGUGCCCGCCACCUCUACAGCGUGGCGCGUCACGUGCAGAAGCACCAGCGGCUGCUGAGCGUCCUCGAGAGCCUGGACAACGGCAAGCCGAUCCGGGAGUCGCGCGACUGCGACGUGCCGCUGGUCGUGCGCCAUCUGUACCACCACGCGGGCUGGGCGCAGCUCGCCAGCCAGGAGAUGGGCGCCUGGAAGCCGCUGGGGGUGGUGUCGGCGAUCGUGCCCUGGAACUUCCCUCUGAUGCUGAUGGCGUGGAAAGUGUGCCCUGCCCUCGCUAUGGGCAACACGGUGGUGCUGAAGCCGGCCACGUACACGCGGCUCACCGCGCUGCUUUUCGCCGAGGUGUGCGCCGAGGCCGGGCUGCCCCCCGGCGUCUUCAACGUCGUCACCGGCAACGGCGCCUUCGGUGGCCUCCUGGCGGCGCACCCCGACGUGGACAAGGUGGCCUUCACCGGCUCCACCGAGGUGGGACAGAUGCUCCGGCGAGCCACGGCAGGGACGGGAAAGAAGCUGUCGCUGGAGCUCGGUGGGAAGUCGCCGUUCGUGGUGUUCGAGUCGGCCGACCUGGACAGCGCCGUCGAGGGGAUAGUCGAUGCCAUCUGGUUCAACCAAGGGCAGGUGUGCUGCGCGGGCUCCCGCCUGCUGGUGCAGGAGUCGGUGUGGGAGCCGCUGCUGGCGCGGCUGCGCGAGCGCAUGUCGCGCCUGCGCGUGGGCGAUAGCCUCGACAAGACGGUGGACGUGGGCGCCCUGGUGGACGAGUCGCAGCGGACGACGAUCCAGGGCUUCGUGGAGGAGGCGAGGGCCGAGGGAGCCGAGGUGUACCAGGUGUGCGCGAGCCUGCCGCCCAAGGGGCUGUUCUACCCGCCCACCCUGAUCACCAACGUCAACACGGCAUCCCGGGUCGUCAGAGAGGAGGUCUUUGGGCCAGUGUUGGUGGCGCUUCCCUUCCGCACGGCGAAGGAAGCCGUCGAACUGGCCAACAACACGCCGUACGGCUUGGCGGCGAGCGUGUGGACAGAGAAGCUCUCCCUGGCUCUGGAGGUCGCCUUGUCAAUCAAAGCCGGCACGGUGUGGGUGAACGGACACAACAUGUUUGACGCUGCCUCCGGCUUCGGGGGAUAUCGGCACAGCGGCUUCGGGCGCGACGGCGGCAAGGAGGGCCUGUUCGAGUACGUGCGGCCCCGCUGGGAGGAGCGCGCCCGCCCCGACCCCGGCAACGUGGACCUCGCGGCGUUCGGAGCCGCCUACGGGGCCGACGUGGCGCCCAUCCCCGGCACGGCCGCCGCCGUCGCACACCCCACCGUGACGGCACACGAGCAGCUCCUGCCGAGCGUGGACCGCACGUACAAGCUGUACUACGGCGGGGCGCAGAAGCGUCCGGACGGGAUGUACUCGAGGCCCGUGCUUGCGCCCGACGGCAGCAGCGUGAUCGCCUACGUCGCCGACGGCAACCGCAAGGACGUGCGCAACGCGGUCGAGGCGGCGCACAAGGCCGCACCCGGGUGGGGCAAGCGCGCGGCUCACAACCGCGCCCAGGUGGUGUACUACAUGGCGGAGAACCUGGAGCUGCGGCGCGACGAGGUGGCGCGCCGGCUGGCGGCGCUGACGGGUGUGACCCCGGCGGCCGCUCUGGACGAGGUGGAGGAGAGCGUGACCCGGCUGUUCCACUGGGCGGCCUACUGCGACAAGUACGGCGGCACCGUGCAGGAGACGACGCUGUACGGGGCGACGGUGAUGGUGCGCGAGCCCGUGGGCGUGGUGGCCGUCGCGUGCCCCGACGAGAGGCCGCUGCUCGCCUUCGUGAGCCUCUUUGCGGCGGCCAUCGUCAGGGGCAACGCCGUCGUCAUCGUGCCCAGCGAGAGGCACCCGCUGCCCGCGCUCGACUUUUAUCAGGUAUUCGACACGUCCGAUCUUCCAGCCGGUGUCGUGAACAUCCUGACCGGCUCGCGGGACCACCUGACCAAGUACCUGGCGGAGCACCAGGACGUGCAGGCCAUGUGGUACUUCGGCAGUGAGCAGGGGAGCAAGUUUGUGGAGAGCGCCUCCGCCGGCAACCUGAAGCGCACGUGGGUGAACUACGGCGUGGAGCGCGACUGGGCGAGCGCCGAGUGUGGCCAGGGCGAGGAGUUCCUGUACCACGCCACGCAGUGCAAGAACCUGUGGCUGCCCAUGGGAGACUCGUUUGCCAACUGAGCGCCGCCGCAAUGGGGGCACACGGCUUUGAUCGCGGGAGCGUUGGUAAACCAACAAAAACAUAUUCUUGGUUUCGAUUUAAAGCUUUCGUGACUGCGGCAGAGAUUCAUCUUCUUCGUUCUUUCGGUAAAGUCACGUAGAAUGGAAAUAAAUAAUAAAAUAGAAAUAAUAAAAUAAUUCUUGCGACGUUUCGGCCACAACGCUGUCUCCCCGACAGACCUGGUCUUCACCUGAGGACGGCUGCUUGCGUUGUGGCCGAAACGUCGUGAGAAUUAUUUUAUUAAGUUAUAUUUUAUUAUUUUAUUAUUUCCAUUCUACGUGACUUUACCGGAAGAACCAAGAAAGCUUUAAAUCAAAAGCUUUAAAUAAAAAUUUAACAAAAACAUUUCACAUUUUAUUUUACCAGAUGCGUAGCUGUGCUGUAGCUCUUUUUCAGAAGCGACCCGGCCAUCACCAAAUGAUAGGUCAGCGAAGUGGCUCAUCAUCAUCAUCAUCGUGUGCAAAUCUAUAGCAGCCAAAUACUCUUAGACGCGUGAUGUUGAUUCUAAAUGUGGAGGGAAAAACCCGGACAAAAAUCCACGCGACCACGGGGAGAGAGAGACACGCACAUUCCAAAUAUACAGCAGCAGGCGUCGGAGUUGGGAUCGAACCCACGACCUCUUGCAUACCGGGCGAGGUAGUUAACAUCUCCUAGCCACCCUGGGUUAGCGCAGCAAAAUUUAACCAUCGUGCUGUAAUUCUAUGCUCCUGUGUCUUUCCCCCCCCCCCCCCCCCCCGUACCUAUUUCAGGCUGAGUUGAUCUACUGAUCUAUAAAGACAAAGAUCCCCCGUAUAGCCUUAACAGACUCGGGGAAAGUGCUGUUAGCGAGCGCCUAUGAAGGGGUGGCACGGCACACGAGGGGGUGGGUGGCCAACCCCACGCCCGACCGCCUUUGUCUCUUCAGUGGCGAUGUUUACACACCGCACCGGGUACUCAUUUCAGGCUGAGUCGACCUAGGGAAGGCCCAGGACCGGUUCAGGUAAUCAUUACUGGUGUUUUCCGUGAGCGGAAAUCGAACCGGGGUCGCCAGGUUCAUAGCGCAGCGUAGCGCUAACCGCUACACUAUUGCUCUCCACACUGUACACACACACACACAUCUGCCUAAACAGAAUCGGUGCUCUGUACGUCACGUUGCGACGCACACACACGGACACAUGCACAAGAUACCUGCGUUCAUUUGAAUCCGCAGCCUCGAGUCUCCGUUACUUGGGCUGUGUUUGUCAACCGUGAGGCGCGUGCAGCGCGUUUCUACUUUAAUGUUUCAUUUCGGCAGGUGACGACGACGACCGGGAAGUGACGCAUGGCGGAACCGUGCUGGGUGAUUGUCAGUUGGGAGACUUUGUUCCAGAGUUGAUCACGGGUUGUGUCGUACAAUGUCACACACGCUGCACGCACGUUGAACUUCUUUCGUUACGGUACGUAGCCAAACGCGCUAAUCGGAGGUGCUGGGGAAGGACAACAAACUAAACACAAAAAGCAGUUGCCAAGAAAUGAGUUCUCAAUCUUGAUGGUUUAAAAGUGCGUGGCUCCCAGUGGCCAGAGGUCGCAAACGGGUUUUGAUUCCUUACCCGUACCCGGCCGCACCAGGGUCGCAAACGGGUACCAGUACCCGUACCCGGCCGGGCACGGGUAGCCGGGUAUCGGGUAGGGUACGGGUAUCGGGUACCCGAUUGCGACCUCUGCCAGUGGCCUCCUAAUAUCGGGAGGGAAGAGCGGUUCCAGACGGUCGCAGAAGCGCGUGAUGCGGUGACCGUCUUCGUUCGACGUGGUACUUUUCACGGGCAAUGGUCGUGGUCCUCAAAAGUUCACAAGUGUGUUCCCCGAGUGCAUCCCAGCGAGCAGUGCAGCUCUCUGUCAAGGGCCAACUCGGCCAGCCGACAAGGGGCCGCAGCAAAGUUUACACGUCACAAGUUACGCACGCUUGAAAGGAAUUGACGACAUCUUGAACGUAAACAUUUCCACGAUUUUAUGUUCACAUUUGAUAUUUUGUGAUCUCAAUAGGAUUUGUUUAAGGAGGGCAGGGGGGUGGCAGAGUGGAGAUCCGUGGUAGCGCAUCCACCACUUGUCGCAGAGGGUUCACGGUUACUAAUCCACUGGCUGCCCUGGUUAUUACUGUCGGUAUAUUAACCCUUUCCCGUUCCGUUGACGUACGCGCAUGUCAUCAGCUCUUCUGAAAUAAUAAUAAUUUUAUCGGUACCGAGGCUCCCACAAGGCCAUGCGAGAGGACGUGCAGAACAGUUUGGCGGUCGUGUCGCUACAGUUCUCCGCGGUGAGUAACGACGUCUUUAAAAGCAACGGCGCUACUACGCCUCUCUAAAUAAAACUAACGCUGUGCCUCUUCCACGUUGCGAGAUCGACGGUGAACGGGACACCCAGCUUGCCACUCGCAGACGCCUCGGAACCGUGGAAGGGGUUAACUCCGAUGAUAAUGGGGCACGGCGUACAUCACGGCGGACGUUACAAGAUCCCCUGACGUCGUUUGCUGGAGCAGGCCGUCGUGUGUGCGAGCGCCAGGGUCCAAGUGUUGAUCAUUUGGGAUCGUGUACCACAGCAGCAAUCAUCGCGCCCCCCCCCCACCCCUACUGGCAGACUUAACGCCCCAAUUAACUCUGGCGCAUGAGACUCGUCCUAAUGAUGGGUCUCUUUGAGUUCUCAAUCUCGUUAAACAAAAAAAAAACUUGAAUCUUCGCGGAGAGUUUCAGUUGAGAAAUGCGUGGCGCUCACUGCCCCAGGGCCUGGUUUAUAAAAUAUGACGCCGUUUUAGAAUUGUCAUUUAAUUGUGGGUUUUAUUGUGGGUUU